Messenger RNA from Ooceraea biroi (clonal raider ant), 2927 nucleotides. RefSeq lists its product as uncharacterized. Gene Ontology annotation, biological process: immune response. NCBI's taxonomy places the organism in Eukaryota, Metazoa, Arthropoda, Insecta, Hymenoptera, Formicidae. The record is from RefSeq and is a predicted model, not a curated record. Gene Ontology annotation, cellular component: membrane. Gene Ontology annotation, molecular function: receptor ligand activity; tumor necrosis factor receptor binding.
GGGGACAAGUAAACAAAAGAUCCAGACGCGCGUCCCAUUCGGGCGGGUCUGUUCUGCGUGAAGUGGUAACUGCGAUCGAUGAUCUACCGCGUGUCGUUCAUUCAUCCGCGAACGAAAGGUGGGAACGUCAUUAAGGCAAGCGUUGAUGUAAAAGACCAGUACCUCUGAGUAAUCGGACAUUUAUUCAUCAAUGGUACAUUAAUCAAGGAGCUUAACAUUGAACGAAGUUAGAGAUCCCGAGGAAAAGACUGAGAUGUCUUCGUCAACAAAAGAUGUCGAAGAAAACGCCCCGACAGUGCAAAACGACGAUGCAUCCCCCUCGAAUCGCUUUAUAAUGAAUCUCAACAUUUGGAACAAGAGGAAAUCGAAGCUUCUUAGCAAAUUCCGAAAGGCCUAUAUCUUUUUCGCCGUCUCGAUACUGGCUAUCCUCCUAUUCUUUAUCGUGUUGAUGGUACAGAUAAAACUCCUGAGCCAAGACGUACACGCCUUAAAAGCGCAGAUAAUGUCCGUCAGAUACAAAUACGACUCUCAACAAAAUCGCUCUCGUCUACGUCGAUUAGCGCAUUAUGAUCUCAUUGGGUCAAUCAACCCCCUCAUUCGUGAGUUCUCCGAUUUAAUGGAAAAGGAGAUGGUGAAUUCCGAAUCCGAAUCCAACACGGAUGAUCGCGUUUUCGUCGAUGACCUCACCACGUUAACUUCAAACUUUUAUUCCAAUCAGGAGGCAUCUCGGUCCGUUUUGGAUCGAUCGGUGGAUCAUGAGAAUAACACGUCCAAGACAAAUGAUAGCACUAUUUUAAAUGGUAUCACGACGUCACCGAUGACAUUCGAGAAUGAUUCCAUUGUCGAUCCUGCGAAACAAGGUGUACUCUGCAACACGACCUGUGAGAUGCAAAAUCGCAUGGCUAGAGACGCGGCGAUUGAUGGUGAUAACGAGUUGUCUUUGGCGAGAGAAUCGCGAGGGAGGAGAUUUCGAAGGGACGAAGGAAGAGGUAAAAAACGGCGAAAGAACAGAAGGAGGCCCAACCGCAGUCGCAGGCGAUUGGCUCCACUGGUAGCCACGUUUAUUGGCGCAGUACCAGAACAGUGCAUUACAAAUUCAGCUCUAAUUGGGCCGUGGAUUAAAAAAGGCGAUGAAUACAGCCAGUAUGAUCUCGCAAAGUUUCAUUUGGUGGAGAAGAGAAUGGCAAUCGAAAUUACCACGAACGGUUUAUACUCGAUCUCCGCACAGAUUUUCUAUUUUGGGGAAUUGAAGAAACACUCUUAUUGGAUAUUAUUGAGCUCUGAGGGCUUGUCGAAGCCACAGCAGCUGGUUAAGUGCGCUACUACUACCUCGAACGUAGCGGCGGAGGUGUCCUGUUAUACGAGCAUAAUUAUGCAUAUGAAAAGAGGCGACAGACUAUACAUAGAGCAGCAGGAGCGAGAUAGAUUGAUUAAUCUGCGAGAAGGAUAUAGUUAUAUACAACUUGUGCUACUUGCCAAUGACGCGCAGAAGAAACGUUCGACAUAGAGUUACUCUUAAAAUAGGUGUUAAGUAGGCUUCAUGCCGACUGUGCGAUGACUGCGUUUGUGACAAUUGCAUGUGAAUUAAAGGGGUUGUGAUUAGAUAUGAUUAGAAUCACUGAAGGGUUGAGGAAAACUUACGAGUCUCUACUAGCGAAUAAUAUCUUAAGUUUCUGCAAUGUAUAUUUGUAUGAUACGCAAGGUACGUGUGAUGUUGCCAUAGCAUUAUAUUGUUAUAUAUAAUAUAUAUUAUCUCAACUAUAAUGUACAUUAUAUAAACUAUAAUGUGUAUUAUAUGUAUAAUAUAUCAUAUAUAUAUCAUAUAAUAUAUAUCAUAUAUUGUAUGUUACUUAGCGAACGCCAACGAACAAAGAGAAUUUACUGAUCAUUGAUCAGAGUGUGAUGUAAGUUACUAACAUUCGUGUUUUAAUGUUUUGACAACCGUAGCCGUAAGAAUACAAUAGGACGAAGUAUAAGUUACCUAUUCUAAAAGUAUUUAACAGUACGAAGCGUGUAAUUCGGGUCUGGGGCAGGAAGAGCAGAAAUCAGCAGUCGACGACAAAUCACGGCUUGGUUGCGUCUCAGAUUUCAUUCCGCGGAUUUUUACAUGUUUUUUUUUAAUAUUUAUUAUUUUUAUAUCAAAAUGUUAUAUAAAGAAUGCAACAGAUAAUCGCGAUUUAAUUGGUUCCAGUCAUUUGUUUGCUGAUUUUUCACCACACGACUGAACGCAAUCGUUAUUUAUACACACUCUUAUAUUAAGGAGAUCCCAGGUAAACACGGAUAUCGCUUCAAAACUUGAUUCAACAGUAAUAUUUGUGAUGGUAAUAUUACAAAUAACUAGUGAGAUUUGUGAACAAAUUGCUCAUUUAUUUUAAGACAAGUAGUUUAAGGUAAUUAUAGAAAUGUUCUUACAUUUUUAAAACGUUUUGUAAACUCUUGCAGAAGCAGAUGUUUUUACAAACACUUUUAUAAACGUUGUAAGAGAGAAGCAAAGUUUUAUUAUUUUUAUAUGUAAUAGUUAAUUAAAAUUUUGAAUGCGAAUGUAAUAAGAAUAAAACGAAUCAGAAACGAUUUUGUAAGCAGCAAUUUUAUAAAAAUUUUAUAAGGAAGAUUUAAAAAUAAAAUAUCGACAAGACUUAUAUUGUUAUUUGUGCCAAUAAGCGUGUUUUUUACCGCAUUCUAGAAAUGCUUUGUAAAUUCAUUAAAUUUUACUCUUAGUUUAUUAAAAAAUUUCGAAAUUUGUAAGCUUCACUUUUGUAGAAUUCCGCAAUUUUGUGCAGCAGAGUGAUCAAUCGUUAAAAAAAUACUAAAGUUAAUGAAAAGACUACUCUUGACAAUAGACACUCUUAGUUUAUUCAUCUUUAUGCAUAGAAUAUCCUGUAGAAAGUAUAUACAAAUAAGAAUAUAUUUACAAUGACGAUAUAAAA